AUGUCUAACACUGAGACCAAAGUGCAGAGUGAGGAAUCACAGACCCCUGAUAUUACAGCUUCGUUUUUGUCGUCGAUCACAAAUAAACCUGUCAAUGUCAAAAUUUAUGAUGAUUUCAUUUACACUGGUACAUUGGCAUCUAUCGAUGGUUAUAUGAAUAUUGUUCUUCAAAACGCAGAGGAAAUAGUGAGAGGAAAGUCCACGAACACAUACGAAGAAAUUUUCAUACGUGGUAACAAUGUUCUAUAUAUUUCAAUGGCUUGA
This is a messenger RNA of Pichia kudriavzevii, 264 nucleotides long. RefSeq lists its product as uncharacterized. The record is from RefSeq and is a predicted model, not a curated record. Gene Ontology annotation, biological process: mRNA splicing, via spliceosome; maturation of SSU-rRNA. Gene Ontology annotation, molecular function: RNA binding. Gene Ontology annotation, cellular component: U6 snRNP; nucleolus; sno(s)RNA-containing ribonucleoprotein complex. NCBI's taxonomy places the organism in Eukaryota, Fungi, Ascomycota, Pichiomycetes, Pichiales, Pichiaceae. The transcript has a single exon. Bases 1 to 264 code for a protein of 87 amino acids.